GCUCGGCGAGGCGCCAGGCCGCGGGACGACGCGCCGCCAUGGCAGACGGGAGGGCCGCGACCCUCGCCGAGUCCGGCUGGUACCUGUCGGAUGAAGGAAUCGAGGCUUGCACAAAUUCAUCUGACAAAAUCAACAUAAAUGAUAUUAUCCUGAUUGCACUUAAUACUGAUUUAAGAGCCAUUGGCAAGAAAUUCCUCCCAAGUGACAUCAAUGGUGGAAAGGUAGAAAAGCUAGAAGGUCCGUGUGUUCUGCAGAUCCAAAAAGCCCGCAAUAUAGCUGCACCAAAGGAUAACGAAGAAUCUCAGGCUGCUCCCAGAAUGCUGCGUUUGCAGAUGACGGAUGGGCAUACAAGCUGCACUGCAAUAGAAUAUAAUUACAUGUCAAAACUAAGUCUAAACACUCCUCCUGGAACAAAAAUUAAACUGUUGGGAAUUGUGGAAGUGAAAAACGGCUUCCUCCUUCUAGAUGAGAACAACACGGUGAUUCUUGGAGGGGAAGUGGAGCAUCUUAUUGAAAAGUGGGAGUUGCAAAGGAGCUUAUCAAAACACAACAGAAGUAACAUAGGAACCGAAGGUGGACCUCCCCCCUUUGUGCCUUUUGGGCAGAGGUGUGCAUCUCAGCUGCAAGUGGACAGCAGGGAGCUUGACCGGAGAAAAACUCUGCAGGUGACAAGUGUGGCUAAGCCUGUUGGAGACAAUGAUGAAUUUGAAAAACAGCGAACAGCUGCUAUCGCAGAAGUGGCAAAAAGUAAGGAGACCAAGACUUUUGGAGGUGGAGGUGGCAGUACCAGAAGCAAUCUCAGUGUGAGUUCAGGAGGAAAUCGAAGCAGGGAAGUGUUCCAAAAAGAGAAGAUGAAACCUGAGGGGAAGAAUGAAGGUGUCUAUCGAGAACUGGUUGAUGAAAAGGCUCUCAAACACAUAACAGAAAUGGGCUUCAGCAAGGAAGCAGCAAGGCAAGCACUGAUGGAUAAUAGCAACAACCUUGAAGCUUCAUUAAACUUUCUUCUCAACAGCAAUAAGCAAACGACUGUUCAAGGGCCCCCCAUUCGAGGGAAAGGAAAAGGCAGAGGCCGAAUGCGCCCUGAAGAUGAGGAGGAAGUGGGAAAUUCCAGGCCAUCUGCUCCAAGCACAUUGUUUGAUUUCUUGGAGUCUAAAAUGGGUACUCUUGCAAUAGAAGAGCCAAAACCUCAAAUAGCUCUGCAGCCUCCAGGACAGCAAAGGGGACUGAAUACUGAGCAGAAUGGCAUAAAAGUGUAUAGCCAUCAAAGACAUGCUUCCCGGAAUGAAACCCGGCAGCCGAGGAAUGAGAAACCACCCCGUUUUCAGAGGGACACUCAAAAUUUGAGGCAUGUCAUGGAAGGGGGUGGAUCCUUAAGAGCCAGAGUGUCAGAAAAGCAACAUUCUUUGGUCUCUGACCAGUGGGCGGAGGAGAGAAAUAAGUGUGAUAGACUUUAUUCUCGAAAAGAUCUUGUAUACCCCACAGCGAUUCACCCUGGUGACUUUCAUUUCAAGAGGAGAGACAACACUCUACUGAACAGGCAAGGGAAAAUUCUGUCGCCCAUGGAAAUGAAAGAGAACUCUGCUAUUCAAGAUCCAGCUGAUAACAAUAACCAGAAGCAAGGAAAUAGGGAAGGCCAGAUACACCAUCCUGACAGUUUUUAUGACAGGAAAGCGCUACUGCUAACAAAUGAGUCUUACACCAGUUUAAAGAAUGAGCAGCACUUUGGUGUAAACAUAGAUUACCAAAAUCCUGUUAGAACUGAUCGUUUUAGUUCCGUACCAAAUGGAGAUUUGGAACAUUUUCAGAAAGGAAGGAGAGUUGGACCUAUUAAAUUGCCUGCACCCAAUAUGGCUACAUCAUUUGAUGGCAAAAUGUUCUAUGACAUUGGGCCCAAAAAGAGAUCUGGGCCGAUAAAACCAGAAAAAAUGUUGGAACCAUCUAUUUCAGGAGAGUAUGGGAAAAGCUGGCAACCUGGGGAUGAAUGUUUUGCUCUUUACUGGGAAGACAACAAGUUUUAUCGUGCAGAAAUUGAAGCUCUUCAUUCCUCUGGGACAACGGCAGUUGUUAAGUUCUGUGAUUAUGGAAACUAUGAAGAGGUGUUACUAAGCAACAUCAGGCCCAUUCAAGCUGACACCUGGGAGGAGGAAGCAAUGGCUUAUGAACAAACCUUAGAAUUCCGCAGAGGUGGUGACGGCCAACCCCGGCGCUCAACCCGACCCACCCAGCAGUUUUAUCAACCCCCGAGAGCUAGGAACUGAUCCAAGGUAUUUCUUGAGGAAAAGCUCUCAGCAUUCUCUUCACAAUGUCCCACUUUGCCUGAAGGAUGGCACUUGACAAAGAAGGCUGAUAACAAACAGAAUACAGAAUACAUCCAACAGAGACAUUUUUUUAAAGUUAGUUCUAUGAAGCUAAUCUUUUUACAUAUGAAAGAAACCAUUGUUAAUAAUGCCAUCAAUAAAAGCCUCCACGCUCUA
Molecule: messenger RNA, 2474 nt
Organism: Varanus komodoensis (Komodo dragon)
Lineage: Eukaryota; Metazoa; Chordata; Lepidosauria; Squamata; Varanidae
Gene: TDRD3
Product: tudor domain containing 3
Exons: 14
Coding region: 39-2258 (739 amino acids)
Cellular component (GO): nucleus
Molecular function (GO): protein binding
Source: RefSeq, a predicted model, not a curated record